AUGGCACCCGGGACAGAGCCCCUCGACGUCCCCACCUUUGCGUCAACCCAGCUCGCCCUCCUGGAUCAGGAGCUUCAGACCGAGAUCAGCGAGACGAGCACCCUCAUCUCCAACCACAGCCCCACGGGCCUCCAACGCGCCGGUCUGGCCUUGACUAACCUCGUCGUCUCGGCCCAGCGUACCGGUUUCGGUGGCAGGACUGUUUUCGAGCUCUCGCCUGAUGCUGCCACCGCCCGCGCUGGUGCCGAGGGCGAGCUUCCCGAACAUGGUCUGCGCACCGGAGACAUUGUCCUUGUUGCUGAGCAGCCCGCAGGGAGUGCCAAAAAGCGUGAGAUCAAGGAGCUCGAGAAGAAGGGUGCGAGAGGCGUCGUGACAAAAGUGAGUCGUGGAUGGAUAGGUGUUGCGCUGGACGAGGGAAAGGAUGAAGUUGCCUUCUCAGGAAGAGUCUGGGCCGUCAAGCUGGCAGACGAGGUGACGUAUAAGCGGAUGAAUCAAACCAUGGAGAAGCUGCAAAAGAUGACCGAGUCGGAAUACUCGAGCUUCAUCAGGGUUCUCUUUGGCUUGUCAAGCCCAUCACCAGUCGCCCAGGAUCUGACCCAAGAUGAAAACGUUGGCCAAAUCGACUGGUUUGAUCCCACCCUCAACGAUUCACAAAAGGAUGCGAUUCGAUUUGCCCUGGCUUCCCGCGAGGUAGCCUUGAUCCAUGGCCCUCCUGGGACCGGCAAAACUCAUACUCUAAUUGAGUUGAUCCUCCAAAUGAUCAAACUCGGCCAGAGAAUCCUUGUCUGCGGCCCUUCCAACAUAUCUGUCGAUAACAUUGUUGAGCGACUCUCGCCUCACAAAGUCCCAAUCCUUCGACUUGGUCACCCUGCCCGUCUUUUGCCCUCUGUUCUAAACCACUCUCUGGACGUGCUCACUCAGACAUCCGAGGCUGGAGCCAUAGUGAAGGAUGUUCGGUCCGAGAUGGAUGCGAAGCAAGCCUCCAUCAAAAAGACCAAGAGUGGUAGGGAGCGCAAGGCUAUCUACGCCGACCUGAAGGAGCUACGUAAAGAGUAUCGUGAGAGAGAACGCCGUUGUGUUAGUAGCCUCAUCGACGGAAGUAAGGUUGUUCUCGCAACGCUACAUGGCGCAGGUGGUUUCCAGCUACGCAACCAAGAGUUUGACGUCGUCAUUAUAGACGAGGCUAGUCAGGCCCUCGAGGCCCAGUGCUGGGUUCCCUUGCUUUCGGCAAAGAAGGUUGUCUGUGCUGGUGACCAUCUACAGCUCCCUCCCACCAUCAAGUCGUCCAACACAAAGGUCAAGCCGGCAAUCAAAGAUGGUGUCAAAAUCCCCAAGGGUGCCACCCUCGAAACCACUCUGUUCGACAGGUUGCUGGCCUUGCAUGGGCCUUCCAUCAAGCGCAUGUUAACUACGCAGUACCGAAUGCAUGAGGGCAUCAUGCGCUUCCCCUCCGACGAACUAUACGAGUCCAAGCUGAUCGCGGCGGAUGCCGUGAAACACCGCCUCCUCAAAGACUUGGAUUACGACGUCGAGGAUAAUGAAAACACCAAUGAGCCCCUCAUAUUCAUCGACACACAAGGCGGAGACUUUCCAGAGAAGAACGAGGAGGAUGACAAGGAUAACCCCAAAAAGGGUAGAGCAAGCUUACACGGCGAGAGCAAGAGCAACGAGAUGGAGGCAGCCCUCGUGCGACAGCACGUGGAGCAGCUCGUCGAGGCCGGAGUCCGUCCGGAAGAUAUUGCCGUCGUGACCCCCUACAAUGCCCAGCUCGCCGUACUAGCUUCGCUCAAGGACAAGUUCCCCGGCAUAGAGCUAGGCAGUGUGGACGGGUUUCAGGGCCGCGAGAAAGAGGCAGUCAUUGUGAGCCUCGUCCGGAGUAACUCUGAAGGCGAGGUCGGCUUCCUUGGUGAGAAGCGCCGUCUCAAUGUCGCAAUGACACGUCCCAAGCGCUCGUUGACAGUUAUCGGAGACUCGGAAACCGUUCAGAGAGGAAGCAACUUCUUGAAGAAAUGGAUGCAGUUUCUCGAAGACAACGCCGAUCUGCGGUACCCAGACGCGUCCACCGUGACACAUCAAGCUUGA
Fusarium keratoplasticum is the source of this 2082-nucleotide messenger RNA. RefSeq lists its product as uncharacterized. The transcript has 6 exons. The record is from RefSeq and is a predicted model, not a curated record. Bases 1 to 2082 code for a protein of 693 amino acids. Gene Ontology annotation, molecular function: RNA binding; ATP hydrolysis activity; 5'-3' DNA helicase activity. Lineage: Eukaryota; Fungi; Ascomycota; Sordariomycetes; Hypocreales; Nectriaceae.